Molecule: messenger RNA, 2753 nt
Organism: Cydia fagiglandana
Lineage: Eukaryota; Metazoa; Arthropoda; Insecta; Lepidoptera; Tortricidae
Exons: 4
Coding region: 144-2033 (629 amino acids)
Biological process (GO): carbohydrate metabolic process
Source: RefSeq, a predicted model, not a curated record
UGGUCAUUACGUCAAUUACGUCAUUAAUGUCAUUAUGGCGCGGCACUCGAAUUUCACAUCGCGCGGUUAAAAUAUAGUUAGAUGUAAUAUCGUUCAAUUGGUCUGGUAUGUGAUUGAUUCGACCUUGCGAAGGAGCGUCAGAAAUGGAUGAAUUGCCGGAGAGCAGUGCCAGCGGUAGUAAUGGCGGUGGCCAGCUGGAGCCCUUGGAUUACUUGCGCGGCGUGGAGUCGUCGACGUGCCUGCUACUGACGCCGAGUCCUACGCCGCUGGAUUUUAAGCAUCCCCUGUCCGAGGAAAUGAAUGAGGGGCCUUUUAUAACGCUCAAUGAUGAACCUAUUGUAAACCUGCAGAAUCUGGCCAACUGUGAUGCUUCGGGAGGUGACUCCUGCUCCUCAGGAGACUCGAACUCUGUAGUCCAAGACCCAGUCAGCGCACAGUUAAUCAACAACAUCAGCAUGAUGGAUUAUCAGACACUAAGCAAAAAUGCUGACCUGGUUACUGGAGAGUGCUUAUCAUUUCAGGUUGAGGAUUGCAAAACUAACGGAAGUCUCAACUUUGGCAACAGAAAAUUGCCAAAUUUUGUGAACUGGAAUUGGUGCAUUAUUCGUAAAGUAAUGCUUUGGGUGGUUCUCUCGGGCCUUGUGGCUUGCUUGGGUGCAAUUAUUGGUAUGGUGGUCUCCAUCCCCAAGGUGUGUGACCCUGAUCUUCCAUGGUACCAAGGAAAGGUGUUUUACGAAGUUUUCCCUGCUAGCUUUAAAGAUUCAAACAAUGAUGACAGAGGUGAUUUGAAGGGAGUUAUUAUGAAACUGGAUUACAUACAAAAUCUUAAUGUAGCUGCUAUAAGAUUAAAUUACAUAUAUCAGGCUAAUGGUUAUCCUGAGCACUAUUACAAUGUAACAUCUCUAAAAAAUAUUGACAGUAGCAUUGGAGACUUGGCAGAUUUUGAACACCUAGUAACUGAAGUACAUAAUAGAAAUAUGUCAAUCAUCCUCGACAUACCUGUGUGGUCACUGGCUUACCCUCAUUCUUUUUCAAGUCAUAAUGCUACUCAACUAAGAUAUUCAGAUCCCACAUCUGAUGCCAUUGACUUUUGGUCCAGAAAAUAUAAUGUUGAUGGAUUUUACUUGAAAAACUUAGAAAGAUAUGUCACUGACAAUGACUUAGGUCAUACACUAAAAUUAUGGAAGCAAAUUAUUGGUUUUGACAAGAUACUGAUAGCCAGUGAAGAGGCUUAUAAUAAAGCUAAAGGUGAUAAUUUAAAUGUCUUGUUGUCUAGAAUCGAUCUAAUCGAUGUGCACUUAGACCCCCAAAGUGGUAUAAAUGAGUUGAAAGAUAAAAUCAAAAGUGUUAUAAAUGGGCCCCUGUGGACUAAACCGCACUAUCCUUGGGUACUUUGGAACGUAGGUAAUAUUGAUAGUCCAAGAGUAGCCACUGAAAACAAUAAAAAUGCUUUAGCACUCGCAGUACUCGAAUUAAUCUUGCCUGGUACAGUAAGCAUUUUUUAUGGAGAUGAAAUUGGUCUUGGGGAUAUGCCACAUUAUGAGGCGGAAAAGGAUUACCAUGAGUACGAAAAUGUGCGUAAUUUGGUGCAGAUGAAAUUCUCGAAUAACGGAAAUGAAGAUAAUAAUAUUAUGCAAAAACACGUGCAAUGGAACCCUGAGUCGGGUAUACAACCGAAAUACGAUUUCUUACGUAUAAUAAAACAAUUAGUUAAAUUGAGAUUGAGGACGCCGACAAUUUAUUUAAGGUCCUUUUUCAAAGAUGGCAAUGUAUUGAAGAACAUGGAAAUUCGCAAUGUAACCGAUGAAGCUGAGCAAAACCUUUUCAUAAUCGAAAGAUGGUAUCCACGAAGGAAUACUUGCGUUUUUGUUGCCAAUCUUGGUAACAGCUCCAUUACCACUGACUUGACCACGAUGUACUACGGGGGCACCGUCAUAUCUGGCACCAACAGCUCAUUGAUAGGACAAGUUAUGUACUUUGACCGGGUAACGUUUCCACCGAAUUCUGCCAUUGUGUUGAAGCUUGAAAAGUAAGUUAGUUCUAGAUAUCUUCCGAGCGGAUUUCUAGGCAGCAGUAACAUGUAGACAUAUUAGGUAGUACCUAUUAUUAUGAUUUAUGAUUGUGAUUGAUAUUUAUAUCUGGUACUUAAUUAUAUUAUAUAUAGGUACUUUUAAACCAAAGUAUUUGGCAUGUAGUUAAAUUCCAUUGGAAUAAUGGUUGUAUGUACACUAUGUACUUAUACAUACCUAUGUUAAUGAAGGCAGUUAUAUUCUGUUUUUUAUUCGUUUAAAUAUGCCUCGGUAAAAUAUUAUUUUAUUUAAAGUAUCGAUCUGCGUUGCAAUAGAUCUGCUGAAGCGCGUUCUAGUUUAUUGAAUUUACUGGUGAGUGUUUUACAGGGUUUAAUAAUCAUACCAUUGAUCUGUGUUGUGUAGUUUAUGUUUGUUGGUUGUCUAAGUAUUUUAUGAGGUAUUAUUAUAUAGUAUUAUACAAAUAAAUUAUUCCUAAGCGUAUAGCAAUUGAAUGUACUUACUUCCAUUUAGGGGAUGCUCUCGGUACUGGAUUUAAUUUUAAAAAAUCAGUGCCGGAAGCAUUCCCUACUUCCGAUAUUAUUUGUGGCUUAUUAUUAUUAAGAAAUAAGACAUAGUUUUACACAUAGUUAUUUAUUUACAUUUGUACACAUGGUUUUAUGUACUCAUUACACUUGAUUAUAUAUACAUGUAAAGAUUGUCUAAACAAAAUAAAUAGCUGCAGAU